UCUUUGGUCACGCUCCUACAAUGACAUAACAUUGAGCAAAAUUACACAAAGAAAAAAAAUCAAAAUUUCAAGUUUAUAGGCUGGCGAAGUAUUCGAAACUAAAAAACUAAAAACUCUUCGUGAACAUGGCUUUAGUUUUGAGGAAAGCGGUUCUGCCAAGAAAUGUAUCCUUCCUAAAAUGUAUCAAAGGUCGCCCCGUUGCUACAACAGCGCAAAAACGUAGUCCGACUGUGCUAUCAAAUGACAUCACGAAGAAUGCCUUUAGUGAGCUGGCAACUCUAAAACCGGCUCUUCAUAUGUUGGCGGUCAGGAUGUUGGAGGUACAGAACCGCACCAGUUCGAAGUCCCCUCAAACAAGAAGUUAUGGCCUGUUGCUGCGCGCCGCAUCUGUCCCCUGUCUACGCAUGAGCCAAGAAGUCCGUGUCGGUCCUUGCCAUCACAUCGCGAAGUCUAAAUCUGUCUGCUGGACACCGAGGGAUGACAAACUGAACUACCCUUGGCUGUAUCAUACGUAUAAAAGGUUUUCUUCUUCGACCUGCUCUUCAUAUACGAAAAAACCUUUGCCAGCCCUUGUCCGUCUUCCUUACUCUGUUGCUAGCUUCUCGGAUAAUCCUAUCUUUAUAAGGGCUAAGAAACAAGUUUCUGCUGCAACAGCGGAACCGUUUCCUUUCGUCCUUUCCAAUAACCUCUCCUCUACCAAACAGACAGUAAAACAAGCUACUGACGCAGUCGCUUCAUCAAAUGCAGAUUCUUUUACACACAGCCCGUGGGACAGCACUCAUUUGAAGUUUCCUAGCAUGCAAUCGUCACCUGCCCAAAUUUGGCAACACCAAUGUUGGUUGCAAAAUGUUGGUUCCCAUGCACCAACAAUCUUUAAGCAACCAGCUAGAAGCAAUCCUUGUAUUGUUCACUUCCCAUUUAAUCUACUAACCAAUUCUGCAAGUUGUUGCGGAUGCGGACCUUGUGGGCCAUGUUGCAGUGGUUGUUGCGGCACUUGUUGCGGUGGUUGUUGCGGUGCUUGUUGCGGCGGUUGUUGUGGUGGAACCUGCGGGGCCUGCCCAUGGCCUGGCGGCUACUCACCGCCUGGCUUCCGAAGCUGCGGAUGUGUUGCACCUUGUGGCCCUUGUAAUGUUGGCAGCCCGUGCGGACCGUGCAUGGGCCCCAGUGGCCCUGCGUUAGUUCAAGGGUCGUGCCCAUCUUGCCUUGGUUUCGCUUUUGGCCCAAGUUGCCCUCCCUGCGGGUGCAAUCCUGGUUUGUGUGGUUGCGGACCGUGUUGCGGAUGUGGUCCAUGUUGCGGUGGGUGCGGCCCUUGUUGCGGCGGGUGCGGCCCUUGUUGCGGCGGGUGCGGCCCUUGUUGCGGCGGGUCCGGCCCUUGUUGCGGCGGGUGCGGCCCGUGCGGCCCGUGUUACUGCGCAUGUUUGAGUCCUAACAGUUCUUCGUGUUUGUUUUAUAUUCCCCCUCCAGGCACGGCUGCGAAAAGCGAAUCCAUGACCAGUGGCCCUCGACGUAAAGCUACAAAUUUAAGCUCCGCAAAAGCCGUGCCGCAAAAUCCGAAUUUAAUAAAAAAAAUCAUUUCGGAUAGCAUUUGCUUCUGUGCAGCAUGCAGGGCUGUUCGCAAACGUUCUGCGCAAUUGGAUCAUUCUCAUGGCAAUGAUUGCUGUAAAAAUAACUCCGCGAAUCCAAUCCCAGAAUCCAACUUAUCAAAUUGCAGUUUAAAACAUGGAUGCAAUUUAUCGAAAUCAAACGAGAAAACCAAUCCAUCUAUCAAAAAUACUUCAGUACGUCACUUUUCGACCCGAAAAUCGGAAGAAAGCCCUUUAUUAGUGGAAAAGCUUGGCAAUGCUUAUGAAAUGCCUGUAUGUCCGCCUACAGAACCAAGGACUAAGUAUUUAUCACAAUCGAUCUCAUUCCAACGACGCGUGGGAACUGCGAAUCUACGAAGCCAAAUGGUGUCCAGUAUUCCAUUUACCAGCAAAAUAACAGCAAAAAAGUGCGAAAGCUUCGUUUUAGGAAAUGAGUAGGCAAUAUGUAUAUUGUCCAACAACAAUUUAUAUUAUAGUGACAUGUUAUUUCAACAAAAAAGAAUAAAGUGCAUAAAUAGUCUUUCGAGUGGUUUGUUAUUAGCUCUC
Molecule: messenger RNA, 2129 nt
Organism: Hyposmocoma kahamanoa
Lineage: Eukaryota; Metazoa; Arthropoda; Insecta; Lepidoptera; Cosmopterigidae
Exons: 2
Coding region: 126-2021 (631 amino acids)
Source: RefSeq, a predicted model, not a curated record